Messenger RNA from Chlorella variabilis, 1308 nucleotides. RefSeq lists its product as hypothetical. Gene Ontology annotation, biological process: plant-type cell wall organization. The coding region runs from base 1 to 1308 and encodes 435 amino acids. Lineage: Eukaryota; Viridiplantae; Chlorophyta; Trebouxiophyceae; Chlorellales; Chlorellaceae. The record is from RefSeq and is a predicted model, not a curated record. The transcript is spliced from 8 exons.
AUGGCCCCCACGCGUGCCCAGCGGCUGCAGCCUGCCACUGGCAGCGCCAGCCUGCGGCUGGGCCUGGCCCUGGCAAUGCUGGCGGCCACGUCGCUGCCGCAGCGUGCGGCCGCCGUCAAGGGCAUCUCCGACUGGAGCCCAGGCCUCAUCACCCACUUUGGCGGCAAGCAGGACGGCAUGGACCCCAGCUCCCCCUCCUUUGGCACCAAGGAGGGCUCCUGCGGGUACGGCGUCAUCCCCAAGGAGCAGUACCCCUACUUCUCCACCGCCGCCCUGGCCCCCUCCAACAAGUUCUACAAGGCGGACGAGCUGCACGGCUGCGGCCAGUGCUUCCAGAUCCAGUGCGCGGACAGCCGCGGAGGCGUGUGCAAGACGGACGACGCGGGCAAGCCGCUGAGCGUGAUGGUGAUGAUCAGCGACGAGUGCCCCGAGUGCGGCACAGACCACGUCGACGUGCAGUCCCUGGCCUUUGCCAAGCUGGCCAACCCCGACAUCGGGCGCAUCACCAUGCAGUACCGCCGCGUGGAGUGCGCGCCACCCGAGGACAUGCAGGUCUCUGUCAUGGACUUUGGCGGCGCCGGCAAGUGGAUCCGCCUGGCCAUCGACGAAACAGGGGGGCGUGCCGCCGUCAAGAGCGUGGCGGUCAAGGGCUCCGGCAGCAGCAGCUGGACCGAGAUGACCAACUCCUGGGGUGCCACCUGGGAGCACCCCAGCGCCCCCGCCCCGCCCCUCUCCUUCAAGAUUGUGGGCGACGACGGCGAGGAGGUGGUGGCCGCCGACGUGGUGAAGCAGAACGGCGGCAUCAGCGGCGGCGCCAACGGCGAGCGCGCCACCUUCUCCUCCAACGUCCAGUUCACCAUCACCGACCCCGCAUUUGGCAAGUCGGUCACCGCCUUUGACGGCCCCUCUGAUCCCAUGCUCAUCACCUCUGACACCCCCGGCGCCGACGGCUCAGCCGGCGGCGAGGGUGCCAGCCCCGCCAACUCCUCGGCCAAUGCCACCGCACCCGCCGCCCCAUCCUCUGCCAACGCCACCGCAAAGGGCAGCCCCGCCGCCGAGGGCAAGCCCUCCUCUGCCUCCGCCUCCGCCUCCUCUGGCUCCUCCGGGAAGUGCCGCGACCAGCCCACCCCCGACGGCCACAGCUGCGCCCAGCAGAAGCAGUGGGGCAAGUGCGAGCAGGACUUCAUCAAGGUCAACGGCUACUGCGCCGCCACGUGCGGCCGCUGCGGCGGUGCCGACUCCGGCAAGAAGGUGCAGGCGUACGCCGGGCCCGCCAACUCGGGGCGCAAGAUGCUACUGCGCCGGUAG